AUGACCUCUCUGAGGAUCUCUCAGGGGCAGAAUGGCAUCAUCAACUUGGCCUCGCUGUAUCGCUGUCCUGAGUUCCAUUCUCGGGUGAUUGCACCUCCUUGCCGGUACCUCCGGAGUUUGUCCACAGGUACCUACAGUUUUCACUUAUCCCUCUACAUCCCCGGCCCGACCUUUGUCAAGCAGGUCGAGCUCGUGACCGCCAUCCACGCCGCCGGCCUCAAGUGGCUCUUCGUAGCGCUGGAGUUCCUGGACCUCGCCUUGGCGACUGUCGAGGGCCUGAGCCUGCCGCCGGGCAUGGUUGUCGUGUUUGAUCCGCCGGGGUUGGACAGCUACACCGGCGCGCAGCCCAGCCUGAGCGGUUUGAUGGACGGCGCUGACGAGUCCGACAAGGCACGUCUAAAGACUACAUAUAGUAUCAACAACAAACCCGAUGGCAGUAACGAGAACGGCAGUCGACAAAUGGAGGGAAGAAAUGGAAACGAGCAGCCGGUGUAA
Molecule: messenger RNA, 495 nt
Organism: Beauveria bassiana ARSEF 2860
Lineage: Eukaryota; Fungi; Ascomycota; Sordariomycetes; Hypocreales; Cordycipitaceae
Product: AMP-binding enzyme, putative
Exons: 4
Coding region: 1-495 (164 amino acids)
Source: RefSeq, a predicted model, not a curated record